AUGAAGAUCGCGGGCCGUACAUUCGUGAUAUCAGGCGGUGCAUCCGGCCUCGGCCGCGCAACAGCCGUCGAGCUCAACAAGGAGGGCGGGAACAUAGCCGUCCUCGACCUCAACGAGGAUGCAGGCGCCGAGCUGGUCAAGCAGCUAGGCGGCCCCUCUCGCGCCAAGUUCUUCGCCGUGGACGUCACGGACACGGAGAGCAUCGCCGCCGCCGUCAAGGGCACGGCUGAGUGGGUACAUGAGACGGGCAAGCCGCUGGGUGGGAUCAUUCCCGCCGCUGGGGUUGGCAAUCCGGCACUGAUCCUCGACGGCAAGAAUAGACCUCUGAGCCUGCAAUCGCUCGACUUCGUCCUCAGUAUCAACCUGCGCGGGACCAUCGACCUGGUGCGCCAGUUCCUCCCGCAGCUGUCGCAGUCCCCUCCCUCCGUCACCCCCUCGGGCGACAAGGAGCACGGCGUGGUGGUCAUGGUGUCGUCCGCCGCCGCAUUCGACGGGCAGAUGGGGCAGGUUUCAUACGCGGCCUCCAAGGGCGCUGUGGCGUCCAUGACCCUCCCCAUGACGAGGGACCUGUCGCGGCACGGCAUCCGCGUCGUCACCAUCGCGCCGGGCACCUUCGAGACGCCCAUGACCAGCGUGCUUAGCGACAAGGUCCGGACCAGCUUGGAGAAGGCCAUGGAGUUCCCUAAGCGUGGCGGGACGGCGGCCGAGUUCGCAGCGCUGACGAGGCAUGUCAUUGAGAAUGUCAUGUUGAACGGGUGUGUGAUUCGCUUAGACGGUGGAGCGAGGAUGCCGAGCCGCCUCUAA
This is a messenger RNA of Diaporthe citri, 804 nucleotides long. RefSeq lists its product as uncharacterized. The record is from RefSeq and is a predicted model, not a curated record. Bases 1 to 804 code for a protein of 267 amino acids. Lineage: Eukaryota; Fungi; Ascomycota; Sordariomycetes; Diaporthales; Diaporthaceae. The transcript is spliced from 3 exons.